AUGAUAAAUAGUGAUCGCUCUAAUGAAAUUGUUAUUCACAAGAUGUGCGGAACUCUUGAUCCGGCGCUAGUGUUGGCUGUAGGCGCAACAGAUAUUACGCGCAUUUUUUUUAGGAAGGAUGAAAUGCCUGGUAUUGUGAAUGCAUAUAUGGCCGCAGUGGUUAGUAUCGCAAUGCAUAGUCGUAGCUUGUCGGUUGAGUUGACUAGUGUCGUGGACUUGACAGCUUUGGUUCUACUGUAUUGCAAGAACAAGCGGGAAAAAGAAGAAGUGAAGAUUGCCUCGUUGUUUUGCAAGACACAAGAUAAGGCCGCUAUUAAUAUAUGGACAUUUGAAAUCCCUUCCGUAAUCAAGGGGUGCAAUUUCAAGAAUAUACUUGUGCAGCAGCAACAGUAUGGCCUUGAGAUGGUUUUCGAAUUGAGCUUGAGUCGCGAUAUUGUGUCAGUGAUGCGCCACGGUUACGAAAUCAAGCUGGAAAAUCAAAAAGCAAGAAAUCAUUCAACAUCAUAG
Messenger RNA from Lindgomyces ingoldianus, 507 nucleotides. RefSeq lists its product as uncharacterized. The record is from RefSeq and is a predicted model, not a curated record. The coding region runs from base 1 to 507 and encodes 168 amino acids. NCBI's taxonomy places the organism in Eukaryota, Fungi, Ascomycota, Dothideomycetes, Pleosporales, Lindgomycetaceae. The transcript has 7 exons.